Molecule: messenger RNA, 1625 nt
Organism: Rhodofomes roseus
Lineage: Eukaryota; Fungi; Basidiomycota; Agaricomycetes; Polyporales; Fomitopsidaceae
Exons: 6
Coding region: 240-1466 (408 amino acids)
Molecular function (GO): monooxygenase activity; FAD binding
Source: RefSeq, a predicted model, not a curated record
GAAGCGCUGAGGACGGAGAACGUUUGAGCAGCCUCAUGCCUCGCGCUCCGAACGAACGCGGAUCUGCAUUGUAUCCCGUCUGACUAGGCAAGCAUAUCGCAACCGAAGAUGUUUUGGAGCGGGAAGCGUGUGCAAUCCUGAUCCCUGUAUAUAACGCGCCAUGAUCCCAACUGGUUCAAGUUACUGCUGCUCGUUGUAAGUACUCAUUCAUCGUUAUCGUGACGAGGAACUGCUUUGGCAUGGAGAACAAAACCAAGGUCAUCAUCGCCGGUGCAGGCAUCGCAGGCCCUGUGCUUGCCAUUCUACUCAAGUCAAAAGGGUACGACCCUAUCGUGUACGAGAGGGUGGACGCUCUGACCGACGUCGGUCUCUCUCUAUGCAUGCAACCGAAUGGUUUGCGCGUGCUGGGACUGAUCCCCGGCUUCAUGGAGAAGCUAGUUGGCCAGCCUUUGGAGAGAUUCAAGCACUGCUCCGUCCUUGGCGAUGAAGCUGCCGUUCUAGUCGACGUCGACUACCCGUCUCGUCUCCCGGAGGCAACGGGAUACUCCAUGAUGGGCGUUCGACGGCCGCUCUUCAACCGCACCAUCGUGGAAGUUGCAGAGAGUCACGGCAUCAAGAUCAUCUUCGGCCAUCAGCUCGUGUCGCUCAAGCAAGAGAAUGACAGCGUCGAGGUCACCUUUGCGAAUGGCGUCGUUGACAACGCAAGCUUCGUGGUCGGCUGCGAUGGGCUGCAUAGCAACACGCGCACAUGUCUCUUCGGCCGAGAGUCUGUUGACUACACGGGACUCACCCAGACUGGCGGAACCUCUCCGACGCCCGAGAGUCACAAGGCGCAUCGUACCAUGCUGAACGUGUACUCCGACGGUGCGCAUUUAAUCGCGUUCCCAAUCAACGACAACCAGACGUCUUGGGCGAUCUCACGACGGGAAGCCGAGGCGAGGGAGUCAUGGCGCUCGGUCGACGAGGAACAACAGAAGCAGUUCAAGGAGGGUCCAUGGUCCCAGUGGCCCUUCGGCGCCGGCGAACUCGUCCGCACUGCAGACCGGAUUGUGAAGUAUGGGCUCUACGACCGGCCAGAACUCCAGUCGUGGCACAAGGGCCGCGUCGUUCUUCUGGGAGAUGCGGCGCAUCCCACGAGUCCGCACCUCGGCCAGGGCGCGAACCAGGCGUUCGAAGACAUCUACCACCUGGUCCGCCUCCUCGGGAAGCACAACCCUUCUGCGGCGCCACCAUCCCCGGAGCUACUCAACGCCGUCUUCUCCGAGUACGAGCAGCUCCGGUUCGCUCGUACGUCGGAGCUUGUGAAGGGCGCGCGCAAGCAAGGAGACUUGCGUGUCCUUCAGGGAGAGGAGGCGUGCAGGGCACGGAACGAGUCGCUGAAGGCGAUGUGGGCUGACGAGAACUUCACGCAGAACUGGCUUCAGUUCUUCGAGCAUCCGUUCGUUACCGGCAAGAGCGAGAUAUGACGGAGGGUAUCAACUUCACAGUGGCCGCUUGUACUAUGUUAGGCGUAUUUCAGGGCUUGUAGCCGGCCGUAUUGCAUGUCUUAUGAAUGUGCUCUGUUGAGAAGUCGCUUCAUGCCAUGCAGGUUGGAAGUUCAGUCUCGAGACUUUGGUUUCCCUCAG